Molecule: messenger RNA, 654 nt
Organism: Haemonchus placei
Lineage: Eukaryota; Metazoa; Nematoda; Chromadorea; Rhabditida; Trichostrongylidae
Source: the annotation of a GenBank genome assembly
AUGGUUCUGCCUUAUACAGUAAAUGAAGAGUAUGAUGAUGCUGUGAUGACUACAAGUUUUCUGCCUCGUGAAAUGGUGGUAGAUAGUCGGUUCGCAACGGAAAUUAUCGAAACCUUCAACGCCUGGAAAGAACGGAAGCUGAAUGCUGCAAAGGUGUAUAUCAGCUCGCAGGAUAGUCAUGUUGUUCCUCAUCUGGCAAAACUUGGGUUCGACUUUGCUCAUGCGGCGAAGGGUGAAAUGGCGAUGACUUGCUGGUUGAGUGAUAAGCCACCGCGUUUGCCACCCCAACUUCUGUGGAGGUUUCCCGGUGGUCCGCCCAAGCACUGUGAGAAUUUGCUUAUGACAGCUGAAAGGAAGGUUAAGGAAAAAACUGGAGUUGUCGCUGAAGGCGACGCCAUCAUCUCUCUGGGACAGAAACUUCGCACGAAAUAUGCCGGCUCGUGCGCCUUCUUUUUCGUGUGCCUGAUGAAAAACGUCAGAAAUACUAAUGUGGGCGGUGUUGAAAUUGCCUCUGAUGUGAUUGUCGAUGUAAGAGACGAGAUCAACUCAAUGCUAAGUCACGAGUUCGACAAUCACCAUCGCAACGUUUGGCGAGCCUACCUGAAAUCUCUGGAUGACAUCACUUCGAAGAUGUUUCACUUCACUCUUCUCUGA